Molecule: messenger RNA, 585 nt
Organism: Racocetra persica
Lineage: Eukaryota; Fungi; Glomeromycota; Glomeromycetes; Diversisporales; Gigasporaceae
Source: the annotation of a GenBank genome assembly
AUGACCAAACACACUGAUCAUAAAAAACGAAUAUCUAAAACACAGAAAGAUAUACAAUUUGCAAAUACUGCAAAGCUAAAGAUCUAUCUUGUGAUAAUAAAAUACCCUACUCAUUCUGUAAACUUAGUAAUAAAAUUUGUAAAAGAAUUUAUUGAAUAUCUGACAAAACCAAAGUAUCUCAGAAAAAUAUUUGACGCAAAAAUAAACCUAUUACAUAUAAUUGAAGAAGCAAAGUUAAUCUUUGAAUCUCUCAAAGAACAACACAACUUUGACAAACUUUACAAAGUACUUGAUAAUUUACAAGACACUUCUGACAAAGAAAAGUGCCACAACCAUAAACGAAAGUGUAUCAAACUAUUAUCAACAAACAUUAACGAUUGUGACAACUGUAUUGAAAGACAAAUACCUUGUAAAUAUAAACAAUACAAGAAAAGAGGACCUAAACCUGAAUACAAAUUAGACCUUAGUUAUCAUCAACGAUAUAUUCAACGAGUAGAAAAGAAAGCUCAACAAACAACUGAUAAUAUACAACAAAAACUAUUUAAAGAAUAUCUAGAAAGAUUAAAGAAAGAAAACCAAUUGUAA